Cylas formicarius (sweet potato weevil) is the source of this 4739-nucleotide messenger RNA. Its product is annotated as acyl-CoA Delta-9 desaturase. Gene Ontology annotation, biological process: unsaturated fatty acid biosynthetic process. Gene Ontology annotation, molecular function: iron ion binding; stearoyl-CoA 9-desaturase activity. Gene Ontology annotation, cellular component: endoplasmic reticulum membrane. The transcript is spliced from 5 exons. Bases 347 to 1498 code for a protein of 383 amino acids. Lineage: Eukaryota; Metazoa; Arthropoda; Insecta; Coleoptera; Brentidae. The record is from RefSeq and is a predicted model, not a curated record.
AGCUCCAGAGGUCGCGGGAAGCCGAAUAAAGCACUUUCGAAUGUUACAUCAUAUCCACAGGUAGCGCGCUAGAGGCGCGGCCGCCGCCGAUGAAAACGAAAAUCUAGCAGUCGUCGGUUCAUUUCCACGCGGAAGCGACGCGCGGCCGAUCGCAAGACUUCAGACGUGUGUUCUUUUUUUUUGUCGGUCGCCUGAAAAUAGUACAGUUUUCGACGGCAUGGCCGCGGUCGCUCACGUCACCGUUUAAAAAACGCGUUUUGUUUACGUCGUCGGCAUCUGCGGUGCGGUAACCCUUUAACUCAGUUCCAGUCGAUCACAAUGCUAGAGGAUCUGUAAACCCAUCGAGAUGUGCCCGUCAACGCCGGUCGCCGGGCAAGUACCGGCAGGUGGCGAUACUGCUGCCACCGACUCCAACAAAAACGAGUGUGCGCAGGAAGAAGUUGGCAAAGAAAACGGAGCCACGCAUCGAUUAGGUCCAGAAAUGGGCGACACCAGUUCAAAGGGCACCGAAGUCUGCCACGACCACUUCGUGCCUUCGAUAAUGUGGCCGGACCUAAUCGCUCAGCUCUAUAUACAUUUGGGGUGUUUGUAUGGGUUGUUUCUAUGCCUGUGGUCUGCCAAGUUCUAUACUACGCUUUUUGCGUUCCUCUCGAUUUACAUCUCAGGAUUUGGCAUCACCGCCGGAGCACACCGCCUCUGGUCCCAUCGGGCUUACAAGGCGAAAUGGCCCCUCAGGUUAAUUCUAGUCAUUCUGUUCACCGUCACCGGCCAGCGGCACGUGUACGCGUGGGCAUUGGACCACAGGGUUCACCACAAAUUCAGCGAGACGGAUGCGGACCCGCACAACGCGAAAAGGGGCUUCUUUUUCUCUCACGUGGGGUGGCUGGUGCUCACGCCGCAUCCCCUCGUCGUCGAGAAACGCAAGCAGGUCGACAUGUCCGAUUUGGACGCGGAUCCCAUCGUCGUGUGGCAAAAAAGGUUAUAUCCGGUGCUGUUCGUUUUGUUCGUCGUCCUGUUGCCGGUAUCCAUUCCGGUAUACUUCUGGAACGAGACGAUCUGGAACUCCUGGUGGAUAAACUUCAACGCUCGCUUCUGCAUCACGCUGAACAUCGCGUUCUUCGUAAACAGCGUCGCGCACAUGUGGGGCCAGAAGCCCUACGACCGGUUCAUCAGUCCGGUGGAGAACCUCGCGGUAUCCCUGGCCGCUUUGGGCGAGGGCUGGCACAACUACCACCACGUGUUCCCCUGGGACUACAAGACGGGCGAGUUGGGCAACAAGUACAACCCGUCGACGACUUUUAUCGAUUUGUUCGCGAAGAUCGGCUGGGCGUACGAGCUGAAGAGCGUGUCCAAGAGGAUGAUAGCGAGGAGAGCCGUCAGGAGCGGCGACGGCAGCCACGAGAGUCAGGGGAGCAAUAUAUGGGGGUACGGAGACGAAGAUAUAGAGCCCGAGGAUUUGGAGGAGUUGCGCAACAUGAGCGACGAGAAAGUAGAUUAGUCGGAUUUGAAGUUAGGUUCGUAUUAUGUCCCGUCAGUCGGACGGCUUCAACGUUUUGCCGGACCAAUACUAGAGCCUUAUUCGUCGUAGCCUUAACGAUUGCAUGUAAAGGACUUGUCCGUAUCGACCCGGCCCUUCUUUUACGAGCUGCUAAAUUACACUGAACAGCGGCGGUAUUUUUAACUUAAUUUUUUGUAUAAUGUUUACUACUAUCGCAGAUACCGCUAUCCAAUUUUUUUUUCAAUGUGGUACUCAGGUGAAGAAACUAGAAAGUGGUGAUAUAUUUCGAUAGUCAUCUUUUGAAACAGUUUUUUUUUGUUUGCUGAUGCGGAUAUAUACUUUCCCGUUUUUCACAAUUGAUUUUUGGUCCAUGGCUAAUACGAUAAUGCGAUUCCGGGUUUAGACCGUAUCCGACUUCCAUUUUAUAUCCUGUGAAUUCACUCGUCUCGACUUUAUCAGGCUUCAUCAUCGGUAAUAUCAUCUGUCAUUUCUUACCAAUCACUCGAUUGCGGACUAAGUAUUUCCUUUUUAUAUCUUGUGAAUUCACUACUCUGAAAAUUUUCGCUGCAAGAGGAACAUCAUCUUCUUGAUCAAAGCGUUCAUCAUCUGAUAUGUAAUCUGUCCUCUCAUGUCAAUCACAGAAAUUCGAUUACGGUUAUGGACUGCAUUCGACUUUCCUUUUAUAUCCUACGAAUUCACUUAUUUGAACUUUUAGCAUUGGAAGAGGAACAUCAUCUUCUUGUCAUCAGCCAUCUCAUAUCAAUCACAGGAAUUCGAUUGCGGGCUUAGAUUGCAUUUGACUUUCACUUUAUAUCCUGUGAAUUCACUAGUAUGAACUUUAUUAUUGAAAGAGAAACAUGAUUUUCUCGGUCAAAGCCUUCAUCAUUUGAAAUGUUAUCUGUCACUUCAUACCAACCGCAGGAAUUCUAUUAAGGGCUUAAACUGCUAUUCGCAUCCUUUUUAAAUAAUGUAAAUUCACUAAACUGAACUUCAUGAUUGGAAGGGGAACAUUAUCUUCAUCAUCUGAAAUGUCAUCUGUCAUUUCUAUUCUGAAUUUUAUCACUGGUCAAAGCCCUCAUCAUGUAAAAUAUCAUCAUCUUUUCUUCGACAUCCAAAUCAGGAAAUGAAGUGAAGAAUCUUGGAAAUUAUUGAUACUAACCUAAAAAAUCUUUAUUUUAUUUACAGAUAACGCACAGAUAAUUAUAAACACUGAUAUCUCUCCGUGCUAUUUAGAUAAUUUAUCUCAUCAUGUACAAUCAUCAAUAUAUACUUACAAAAUUAAUACUUAAUAAGAUUUUUAAAAAAUCUUGUAAAAACAAUUUACGAUCAAUGGCUAUGAAGUAACGACGAAUUGGAUUAAGCUAAUGGUUACCUAAAAUUACUUUAUACAUCUGCCCUUAUUUUUAAAACUUCUUAAUAAUUUUCUUUUUUUUUUUUUCAUGGAAAAAAAUUGGUUUGUUUUCCUUUUUUUAUACUUACAUGUUGAUUAGGUUCAAUUGGAACAAAAGAAUCAUAACUCAAGUUAGUUGGCAAUUACAUCUAAAUGGUUUUGGAUUAAUAUUUAUACUAUGAACAGUGCACCUUCUUGCAAUACUUUUUAGAAGUCUAUCGACGUAUUUGACCCUACCGUAUUUUAAAACUGCUUUAUAAAUGGAACGUAACUCGUGAUUUAGUCGCUCGUCUUCUUUUAUGUCUGUAUUAGUUGUCCAUUUGUUUCUGGGACAUUGGGCACUUGCCCUAAGGCCGUUCGCCCAAUUUAUAGAUCUACGGUAUAUAAUAUAAGGAGGCGUUUUGUGACAUAUGGGCACCACAUCUAAAAAAUAAAGAAGACGCGUGUCAUUUGCAAUUUAUUUUUUGUUGCCUACUUCCAAAAUCGGAAUGAUGGGGAGGGGGUGGGUUUGGUACGCCUGUUGUACUCAAAGCAGUCCGUCUCGCAGUGGUCGAGCUUCAAAAAUGUAAAGGACCAAUAAUUUUCGAACUUAGUACCGGUAUACGGAGUUUCCUAAACCCGAAGGCAGGUUAGAAGUAUAUGGAGAGGCUACAAUCUCUUUUUUUAUAUUUGGGCGUUGCAGCGUUGCCACAGCUGACUAACCAAAACUAUAACCAAAUACCCACUUCACUUUUAGAUUCUAUAAAAACUUGGGAAACUAAGUAUCUAACAUAUAUCUUGAAUUUUAAUUGAGACUCCUAUGUACUUUAUUGCAGCAGUGAUUCAUUCGUGGUCUAAAGUUAUUGUAAGGCAAAUUGAGAAGUAAGCCAUGGCCAUAUAUUUUGACAAUUCAAUUGGACAGUCUUUAUCAAACAAGUUGUCAAGAAAUUUGAUUAUUAAUAAGCUAAAAAAUAUUUAAAAAAAAGUGUAUAUCGAUGAAGCUUUGUAACACUUAUCGGAAGUCACGUCAAAGAAUAUCCUGACAUCAAUUUGCAUGGUUCUAGGUUAACAAUUGGUUUGUGGUUUCUUAAGUCAAUAACCUCUAGCGAAAAAUGAUUAUUUUCAUGAGAGCUGUUUAUGAGGUAUUUUGGGUACUCGAUAUUGGUUGUAGCCAAGGAAAAAUAAUAUACUUAAUCUAUACAAAUCUGUUUUCUACCAGUUCUGCAGGAACACAUUACAAAUACGCCAUUUUCUUUUCUGGGCCCUGCAACUAAAAACUUCCAAUGCAAAUCAUUAAAAAUGCCUUUGGAUGGCGCCACUGUAAUCAUAUACGGGGCAUUUCGUCUAAAAAAACGAAGUUGGUGCCCUGUUUUAGUACAUGUGGCAACGCCUUAAUGUCCGAAAUAUUUUAAAAAUAGAGGUUAUGGACUCUCAUGGAUUUCUAAACGACUAUAUUUUCCCAAUUUCUCUAUAGUUUGGGGAUCCCCGUAUACGAAUAAAAUAUAACUAUUUUUAUGCCAACGUUUUUGAAUUAUUUUUUUACUAUCUGAGCCAGUGUACCGUUACAGUGCGAUUUUAGGUCUAAAUUUUUGAUAACGCUAAAAAGUGUUUUGUUGUUUCUUUGAUUUUGUCGACGUGGAAUUUCCUAUUCAAGAUCAACAAUUUUUUGCUGGAAUAAAUAAAUAACCGGCAUUUUUAGAGUUUUGAAUGGGAACUUUUGCGAUUGAGAAAACUGUAGGAAAAUCUAGGAAAUGAGUUUUUCGCCACGUCGCGAGUUGUUUUUUCACACUUUCGUUUCCGUAGCUUUAGAUAGUCGUAGCCUAUAACCGUUGUAGCGCUUUUUGUAUAAUAAAUAAUAUAUUUUCUGUUGUA